AUGUUUAUCAUAGUUGUUGCUUUACUGCUGUUGGCAGCUUUCACUAAGGUCCAAUCAGAAUGUAACAUAAUGCAGGUAAAGGUUGAAGUUGAGGGAAAACUUCUGUGUAGAAAACAACCAGCUUCACAAAUACUUGUCACCCUACUCGAUGUUGCAAAUGGACAGGACGAAAUUUUAAGCUGGACAACAACAAAUAUGAGAGGAGAAUUUCAUCGUUUGUAUGGUCAAAAACUUAAUACAACCAGAUUUAAACCGUACGUAAAAAUAACACAUAAAUGUAACGAUGAAUAUGCGGAUGGAUUCCGAGUUAUCAAGUUCGAAAUUCCCAAAUCUUUUAUUGGCCGUACCACAUGUGACUCUUAUCACGUUGCAAAACCACACGAUAUUGGCGAAAUUGAACUUGCCUAUUUCUAUUCAGUAAAUUUUUCUAUGCAUUUUACUACACAGUUCAAUUUAAUAGUUAUGUUGUUAUAG
Messenger RNA from Enterobius vermicularis (human pinworm), 474 nucleotides. Lineage: Eukaryota; Metazoa; Nematoda; Chromadorea; Rhabditida; Oxyuridae. The record is from the annotation of a GenBank genome assembly.